AUGUGGCGUAUCAAUCGGCAAACUCUGGAACUCGAGGAAUUCCUCGGCAGCGAUACUCUUAACUACGCCAUCUUGUCGCAUGCUUGGAGCUGCGGGGAAGUGACAUUUCAGGAUUGGACCGACCGAUCUCUAGCCUCCCAAAAACAAGGAUACCAGAAGAUUUUGGAUGCAUGCGCCCAAGCACGUGGUGCAGAAUAUAACUUCCUGUGGGUGGACACGAAUUGUAUCGAUAAAAGCAGCUCAUCGGAGCUCACCGAAGCCAUCAACUCAAUGUUUUCUUGGUACUUCCAUUCAGGAGUGUGCUUUGCGUAUCUCUCCGGCAUACCAACAUCUGGGCAAAACUUCGACGCAGAGGGUAUUUCCUGUAGCCGAUGGUUCACUAAAGGCUGGACUUUGCAAGAGCUUUUGGCUCCCAAAGAGGUUUUGUUCUACGCAGCCGAUUGGUCGCUCAUUGGCACAAUGUCAUCUCUUGCACAUCACAUUUCUUCGGCUACAGGCAUCGACCUCAAACAUUUCAAUUCAAAGUCAAUCACGUCUACGAUGUGGCAAGAUCGACUUUCAUGGCUGGCUCGCCACGAAACUAUUAGACUUGAGGAUAUGGCAUAUUGCAUGCUUGGAAUUUUCAGCAUAUCUAUGCCUCUGAUAUACGGGGAGGGGUCUCGGGCUUUCAUGAGACUGCAAGAAGAGAUUCUGAAGGUUUCGGACGAUCAUUCUUUGUUCUGCUGGUCUUGGUCUGCAUUUUCUGGUACGGGGAGUCUACUCGCGUCUCGCCCACAUGCCUUCGAAGAAGCAUCUCAAUUCACCCCUCGAGAAAACAAUAGGCCACAGCCAUACAGCACGACGAACGCGGAGCUAUCGAUUCAACUUCGAACGCUAUGUUGGUCAUCAUGUAUCGGCAAUUUCAAUGUUGACACCAUAAACAAAAACGAAGAUACAGGUGUGUUACUGUCAGGGAAUCCAUCCACAGGUCUAUUUAUCAGGUGUCCUUAUCCAGGAGUCCCGAUUCAUCUUUGUCACACAAGAGGACUGAAAACCCAUUCUAUAGAUAUGUUUGUGCCAGCCAACAGAACGGGCCGUCGUGUGAUUGAAGCAACGCCUUUUGCAAGAACAGCGUCAGCCAAAGCUGGGGUUCUACUCUCCAUUGAUACAAGAGACAAAUACGUCGAAAUUAAGACGCUCCCUGUGGGAAGUUUUCUGGGAACCUCAAGCAUAGUCGAUAUUCGGUUCCAAAAAUCAGCUUUGAAUAGCAGCGCAUAUGGAGAUGCCGAGUCAAACUGGUUUGCAGAUACAGUUGACACAGCCCCGGACAUUUUGGGAGCUACAAUGGUCAAUUUGAAGCUUUCCAGGGAAUUUCAACACACAACAGAGUCGGAAAACUACCACAAGCUGGCAUGCGACGAGACCUAG
This is a messenger RNA of Colletotrichum aenigma, 1407 nucleotides long. It is a transcript of the gene HET-E1-3, whose product is annotated as Vegetative incompatibility protein HET-E-1. Lineage: Eukaryota; Fungi; Ascomycota; Sordariomycetes; Glomerellales; Glomerellaceae. The coding region runs from base 1 to 1407 and encodes 468 amino acids. The record is from RefSeq and is a predicted model, not a curated record. The transcript has 2 exons.